CUACAAUCAACCACACAAACGACAACGAAGAAGAAGAAGAGGAGAAAGAGGAAGAAGCGAGCGAACGAACACCAGCCAGCCCCAGCCAGCCCCAAACGCGAUGAGCGACUAUGGUGCUGUGAGGGCAUCAGCGCUCAAGUUCAAGGGCGGAAAGGACGCAUCGAGUCACAAGAAGAAGAAGAAGAAAAAGAAUAAGGCCAAACGCAAACACAAGGAGGCGGAGCGCCAAGAACCCCUUCGCCAUGGGGCAUGGUGGCAGGUGAAGCGCCCAGAGGACCUGACAGGAAACGUCAUCAUGGAGAGCGAGAGUGGGAAGUACGUGAUUGCGUUGGACAACGGCACCGUAUCUGUCGGGGAAUCCACCAAGAACAGCGAAGGCCCAGAUGUGCAGGAGAUCCUCACCAUCAUGUGCGUGUCCGAUAACCGCGUUGCCAUCAAGACGCCCUUCAACCGCUUCUUGUCUGUGGAAUCGGAGUCUGGCGACGUGACCGGCCUGAAGGAGGCUAUCGGAGCACUCGAGCUCUGGCAGCCCAUCUUUGACGACGAGGGGCUGGUACUCUUCCAAGGGCCCAACAAGAAGGUGCUUGAGGUGGCACCUGGCGAGAAGGCCAAGUGCAGCAGUGCCGUUGGGGAAGGCAACACGCACUUCAAGCUAUGGUCGUGUGCGGAGAGGAAGAAGGAGAAGAAACCCAUUGGUGACGCCUAUGAUGUGGAGGACGAAACAGGCCUCACAACCACAGAGUCAAAGAUCGCUCGCAGGUUCCAGAGCUGGCAGGACGGGAAGCUGCGACUGUCGGGCGGGGAUGCGAACGACCUCAAGCGGGCGAAGCAGGAGGGCAAGUUGCACGAAGCACUCCUUGACCGACGCGCAAAGAUGAAAUCAGACAGAUACUGCAUGUGAUGUGUGUGUGUGUGCGUGCGUGUGUAUUUGUGUGUGUGUGUGUGUGCGUGCGUGUG
Molecule: messenger RNA, 957 nt
Organism: Salpingoeca rosetta
Lineage: Eukaryota; Choanoflagellata; Craspedida; Salpingoecidae
Exons: 4
Coding region: 101-901 (266 amino acids)
Cellular component (GO): striated muscle dense body; nucleolus; catalytic step 2 spliceosome
Molecular function (GO): actin filament binding
Source: RefSeq, a predicted model, not a curated record